AUGGCCUGCCCGCAUCUAAGCGCCGCCUUCAUGGCGCUUGCAUCCCCUCGACCGUCGCAACACGUUCACAAGGAGGAGUGCACGCUCUGCUUCGACGGCCAGGAUGAAUCAAACGGCAUUGACGUCUGUCUGCUUUGCUUUAACGGCGGCUGCACGGGCAACAAGGAUCGUGAGCAUUCACGUCUUCACUUCGAAAAGACGCAACAUGCGCUUGUCCUCAACGUCCGUCGCACACGCCGCCUGACGCCUCCCAAAGCAGAAGGCGAAGCGCCUUCCAAGCCUACCAAGCUUGCCAUCGCUGCUGAAAGCGACACCGACAAGUACGACUACCACACUGUGCCACGGUGUCUUGCUUGCGAUCCAAGUGGACCAGGCAAGGACCUUCCAAUCACUGACAAGCUCGAUGAGGUCAUUCGUGGAGUCAUGACUGCCAUGUCUUCCGCACAGCAGAGCGAGGUCAAAGCAUGGGAAGAAGAGAUCGUACUAUGCCACCACACCCGCGAGCUCGUCCAGCCAGGCGAGCCAACCAAGCUUGAGCUUUCCAACCUCGCUUCUUGCGGAAAAUGUGACCUCACUUCCAACCUCUGGCUCUGUGUCACCUGCGGACAUCUUGGAUGCGGUCGAGCUCAGUUUGGCGGCGUGGGAGGCAACAGUCACGGUCUCACCCAUUUCGAAGAGACUGGCCACCCUGUCUCCGUCAAGCAGGGCACUAUCACGGCAGAAGGCAGUGCUGACAUCUACUGCUACGCAUGCAACGACGCUCGUAUCGACCCCAACUUGGCCCAGCACCUUUCGCACUUUGGCAUCAACGUGAUGGACCUCUCCAAAACCGAGAAGAGCAUGACUGAGCUCCAGAUCGAGCAGAACCUCAAGUUCGACUUUAACAUGACAAGCGAGGAUGGAAAGAUGCUCGAGCCUAUCUUUGGGCCUGGACUUACUGGUAUUCGCAACCUGGGCAACAGCUGCUACAUGUCUUCGGUUCUGCAGAGCUUGUUCUCGUUGCCUGCCUUCCAGAAGAGGUAUGGAGAUGCAUACCGCCCGCAUACUCUGGCGUGCAGUAAUCAACCAGCGACGUGCUUCGAAUGUCAAAUCACCAAGAUCGCCGAUGGCUUACUAUCUGGUCGCUACUCUCAUUCGCGGGAGCCAGAGCAAGGUGGCAACGCUGGCUGGAAUCCAGCACAGGGAGGCGAGGAGCAACAAGAACAGCAACAGCCAUUAUUCCAGCAAGGCGUGCGACCCAACAUGUUCAAAGCACUCGUUGGGAAGGGCCACGAAGAGUUCUCGACGAUGCGACAACAAGACGCCGACGAGUUCUUCAAGUAUCUUGUUGGAAUUGUGCAGAAGGAGAAUCGCAAGGUUGUGGCAGCGGGGUCUGCUGCUCCGACGGAAGAUCCGACAAACGUGUUCGGAUUCGGGUUAGAACAGAGGUUGGAGUGUAGCGAGUGUCAUAAAGUGCGUUACAGUGUUGAGAAGCAGGAUGCUGGGUUGAGUUUGCCUGUUCCUAUUCGACAGAAAGUGGUUCAGGAGGAGAAGGCGAAUGGGAAGCAGCCGGCUGAAGGUGUCCAUGCAGCGACUGAAGCUAUUGCUACCAGCACUGCAACAAGCAACCAAACCGCGGCGGAGUACGAGCCAGUCAGCUUAGUCGAAUGUCUCGACAUCUUCACAGCGCCUGAAGAGCUCGAAUACAACUGUCCCUCUUGCAAGAAGAAGGUCACCGCCACCAAGCGCACUCUAUUCACCACCUUGCCUCAAGUUCUUGCGCUUCAAGUUGGUCGAUUCCAACUGAUCAACUGGGUGCCUCAAAAGGUUGCCGUUCCUAUCAUCGUCCCGCUUGAUACCCCGCUCGAUCUUGACCAGUAUCUUGGUCGUGGUAAAGAGCCUCACGAAGAAGAGCUGCCUGAAGACGAAUCCGCUCCUUCCAACCCCAGCGGAGGCAGUGGUGGAAGCGGAGAACCGGAAUGGGACGCAGGAGUAGUGUCUCAGCUGACAAGUAUGGGUUUCCCCGAGAUCAGGUGUAAGAAAGCAAUGCUGGCUACAGGAAUGGGAGAUGCGGAGAGUGCAAUGAACUGGUUAUUUGCUCACAUGGAAGAUGCGGAUAUUGAUGAUCCUAUCGAUUUCACUUGCACCACCACCUCCACCUCUGCCUCUGUUGCUGCUGGUGCGGGACCAGACACGAGCAUGUUGGAAGAAAUGGGCUUUACUAAAGCUCAAGCUCGAAAAGCACUCGGUCUGAACUCCAACAAUGCGGAGGUGGCGGUUGCUUGGCUGUUUGAGAAUGCCGAUGACCCUGGUGAAGACGCUGCUCCUGCUGCGGAGACAGAGGGGGAGAGUUCAAGUGCUUCAAACGUCAUUCCUGGCUCAAGCGAUCUUCCGGCUAGAUAUGGAGUCAAGAGCUUCAUCAGUCACAAAGGACCCAGCGUGCAUAGUGGACACUACGUUGCACAUGUCAAACAAGGUCAGGAGUGGGUCUUCUUUAACGACGAGAAGGUUGUCAAGGCUCCUUUUACCUCUGCUAGUAAGGAGGGAGAAGAAGAUGUAGGCGUUAAAGGGUUGAGUGGUCAGGCUUACGUGUACUUUUUCGAGCGCUUGUAA
Molecule: messenger RNA, 2592 nt
Organism: Ustilago hordei
Lineage: Eukaryota; Fungi; Basidiomycota; Ustilaginomycetes; Ustilaginales; Ustilaginaceae
Exons: 1
Coding region: 1-2592 (863 amino acids)
Biological process (GO): protein deubiquitination
Molecular function (GO): cysteine-type deubiquitinase activity; zinc ion binding
Source: RefSeq, a predicted model, not a curated record